Messenger RNA from Panonychus citri (citrus red mite), 2205 nucleotides. Its product is annotated as putative phospholipase B-like 2. Gene Ontology annotation, cellular component: extracellular region. Gene Ontology annotation, molecular function: glycerophospholipase activity. Lineage: Eukaryota; Metazoa; Arthropoda; Arachnida; Trombidiformes; Tetranychidae. Gene Ontology annotation, biological process: phospholipid catabolic process. The transcript has 2 exons. The record is from RefSeq and is a predicted model, not a curated record. The coding region runs from base 256 to 1896 and encodes 546 amino acids.
UUUAACAUUCAUUAAUUGUUUGAACAGUUUUCUUUAACUCUAUUAAUUGGUUUAGUUAAAUUGUUAUGGUGACGAUGAUAAAACUUUUCAACAACCAAGCCAAUUAAAGGUAAAUAACAAUUUAAACUGUAAGAAAAAUCAAUUGAUCAAAUAAAUUGCUCUCUAAUUGUGCUCAAUCAAAAUUAAACUGUAAAAAACAAUCAAUCAAUUGUUCAUGAAUGAUGUUGAUAUUAAUACAAGAGAAACUCAAUUAAGAUGAUACAAUUAAUGAGCUUGUUGAUUACUUUGCUAAUUGUUGGGAUAAAUUGUGAUGUUAAGUGUAUACGGAUUAUUGAAUACAAUUGGAUAUCAAUUGAAAAUGUGACAAUCAGUAACAUCCCAUUAGGAUUAUAUCCAAUUUGUGCUUCAUUUUACAAUCAAAUUAACCAAACAGGUUGGUCUUUCUUGACCAUUUGGAGUGACCCUUCAACCCAAGUAAAUGAUUCAUUGAUUGCUUAUCUUGCUGGUUACCUUGAGGGCUACAUGACUGUUGAUUUAAUUGUAAAUCAUUACGAUAAUGCUUGGAAUAGUUAUUGUUCAGAUGAUCCAAAAUUUUGCAAGAAAAUAUUCAAAUUUUACCAGAAAAAAUUAUUUCAAAUUAAGAGCAAUUUAGAUGCAUUUUCUUCAAACAAUUCGUAUUGGUACCAAGUCUCCCUGAUUCUUAAUCAACUAACUGGAUUAAGUGAUGGAAUUACUGGUAAAACAAUUUACAAACCAGGAAUUAACAUCGAUUUACAUGGAAAGAUAUUCAUUCUCAACAUUCUUACCGAUAUUAUGAGCAUGGAAUCUGUUUACAAUCGAACUGUAAUCAAAAGCGAUUUAGGUCAUACAUCGUGUUCGGCAUUGGUUAAAUUAACAGUCAAUGAGUUAAUUGUUGGCCAUGCAACUUGGUAUGAACUUGGGUGCAUGUUGAGAAUAAUUAAAAAGUACAAUCUUCCCUAUCGAACAGGAUUUAACGAUAAUUCAACGAUACCUGGUUCGAUAAUCUCAAUGACUUCUUAUCCUGGAUUAAUUUUCUCUUGCGAUGAUUAUUAUCUUAUAUCUUCUGGAUUAGUUGUAAUGGAAACAAGUUUAACUAAUUACAAUUCUUCAAAUAAUAAAUUAAUUGAAAAAAAUGAAGGUCUAUUAACAUUCAUCAGGACAAUGGUUGCUAAUCGAUUGGCCAGUGAUGGUCACUCAUGGAGUUCAACAUUUGGACAAUAUAAUAGUGGAGCUUAUAAUAAUCAAUUUAUGAUAAUCGAUUAUAAUAAGUUUGAUAAUGUUUCAUAUAAACAUCAGGCCGGGUUACUUUGGGUUCUGGAGCAAAUGCCAGGGUUAAUUGUAGCCAAAGAUAUGACCAAAAGAUUGAUUAAAAAACGAUAUUGGUCAAGUUAUAAUAUUCCCUAUUUCCAAGAGAUUUAUCAACUGGCCAAUUAUCAGUCAAUGAGAAAACUACAUGGAUCAUUUGCCGAUUAUAAUACGAAUCCUCGAGCUAGACAAUUUAAAAGGAAACAAUCACAGGUAUACGAUUACAAGAGUGGACUUAAACUUUUAAGGUACAACAAUUAUCUUAAAGAUCCGGAUGCUCGGUGUAAUUGUGAUCCACCUUAUUCAUCAGGAAUCAGUAUCGCCUCAAGGUCCGAUCUUAAUAAUCCAAAUGGUAGAUAUGAUUUUCUUGGUGGUGGAUUAGUAAAUGAAGCUGCAAUCGAUGCCAAGGUAACAUCGUACAAAUUAUUCAAACAACUGAAAAUGUAUGCAAUCAGUGGGCCAACUUAUCAAGAUGUACCACCCUUUAUUUGGUCCAAUUCAACAUUGAGAGACACUGUUUCUCAUAAGGGACACCCUGAUGUGUGGGUAUUUGAACCGAUAUACUUUUAACUUGAUUUAGAGGCAAUUUAAUAACAAUAAAAGUAUAAUUUCAACUCAAUCUUUGUAUAUGUGAUAAUUUUACUGUUGUUGAUUGUUAUUAUUAAUUCAGCAUCUACUUUAGAUCAUUAAAUUUGGGAGAGUUGAUCAACCAAGAACAUGAUCAAAUGAAUGUCAAUAUUGAGACUGAAAGACAUGACAUCUAUUGGAUCAUUAUUGUUGUAUCAAUAUGUUAGAGGUGAAAGGUAAACUUUUGGUUUCAUUUGCUAUUAUUAACUAAUAAGUUCUGAAUGAAAUUAGAAAUAAGUGAAAUUAUUAUUA